GCAACUCGCAGCAUAUCUAAGCUCUAAGCUUAGAUUAACUUUAUUUUUGAAGCGAGCCCUACCCUAUUUUCAAUGUGACUGCCCAAACACAAUACACAUCAGGUUUUGCACUAGAUGGGUUUGUCUGGAGACAAACACUCACCUAAUGGCGAACACCAAGAAGAGUGCAAUUAACCAAGUCGUUACUCGUGACUACACGAUUCACUUGCACAAGAGACUCCACGGAGUCUCCUUCAAAAAGCGUGCUCCUCGUGCCAUCAAGGAAAUUGUUGCUUUUGCCCAAAAGCACAUGCAAACCAAGGAUGUUCGUGUUGACCCCCAAUUGAACAAGGAGGUUUGGAAGCGUGGCAUCAAGAGCGUUCCUCACCGUCUCCGUCUUCGUUUGUCUCGUAAGCGUAGUGAUGAGGACGACAAGGCCCUCUACACUUACGUUCAGGCCGUUGAGGUUGCCAACCCUAAGAUGGAGACCACCGUCGUUGAGGAGUAAACUGGUAUGCCCAUUUAGCGAAUAAAAUGCUUGACGAAGACAGA
Molecule: messenger RNA, 531 nt
Organism: Schizosaccharomyces japonicus yFS275
Lineage: Eukaryota; Fungi; Ascomycota; Schizosaccharomycetes; Schizosaccharomycetales; Schizosaccharomycetaceae
Product: 60S ribosomal protein L31
Exons: 2
Coding region: 146-487 (113 amino acids)
Biological process (GO): translation
Cellular component (GO): ribosome
Molecular function (GO): structural constituent of ribosome
Source: RefSeq, a predicted model, not a curated record